AAAGAAUUAAUUAAUUCUUAGUCUACGCCUACGAGUUGUUGGUUAAACAUCGACUCAAAUCUUUAUGUUUAUAACAAAAUAUACAAGUAAAAAAUAGUAAUUGCAGUAAUAAGUUAUUUUCAAUGGCUAACCACGAUGAAGAUUUUUACUAUGACGUUGCUAUGAAACUGACCCUUGAAGCAGGACAUGUAUUAAAAGGCGCGACAUUUGCUAGAAAAACGGUGACAGAAAAACUAGGCGACUGGGAUCUUGUGACUGAAUAUGAUCGUAAAAUUGAAGACAUCAUUGUAGGAAAAUUGAGGCAACAAUUUCCAGAUCAUAAAUUCAUUGGCGAAGAAUCGACAGGUAAAAAUUUACCAGAGUUAACAGACGAUCCUACAUGGAUAAUUGAUCCGAUAGACGGUACAACGAAUUUCAUUCACAAUUUUCCACAAAUUUGUGUCGUCAUUGGGCUGUCGAUUAAUAAAGAAAUGAGAAUUGGUAUCGUUUAUAAUCCAGUUCUUGAACAAUUAUUUGCUGCAAGAAAAGGAAGAGGUUCCUUUCUCAAUGGACGUCCAUUAAAAACGUCAACUGUUGAUGACAUUUCAAAAGCACUUAUUGCCAUUGAACCAGAAUUUAUGAAAGUUGAUGACUUAAAAGAGAAAAUGAUUGAGAGAAUAAAAAUACUUGGGACUAAAACUCACGGAAUAAGGACAAUUGGUAGUGCAGCGAUAACUCUGUGUCAUAUAGCACUAGGAGCUAUCGAAGGUUAUCAGAUAGAAGGACCAGGUAUUUCGACUUGGGAUAUUGCAGCAGCUUCUUUAAUCAUCACCGAAGCUGGAGGUGUUGUUAUUGAUCGCGUGACCGGAAAUGAUGUCAAUAUAAUGAACCCACGUGCUAUUGGCGCUUGUAAUAUUAAAAUAGCCCAAGAUUUGAAAAAAAUGAUCAACGAUGCUGAUCUUCAAGUUCAACUCCAAAAAAAUUAGUUAUUCUUAUGAUUUAAACUUCAAUAAAAAAAUUAAAAUAC
Messenger RNA from Microplitis mediator, 1006 nucleotides. RefSeq lists its product as uncharacterized. Gene Ontology annotation, molecular function: inositol monophosphate 1-phosphatase activity. Lineage: Eukaryota; Metazoa; Arthropoda; Insecta; Hymenoptera; Braconidae. Gene Ontology annotation, biological process: signal transduction; phosphatidylinositol phosphate biosynthetic process; inositol metabolic process. Bases 123 to 965 code for a protein of 280 amino acids. The transcript is spliced from 6 exons. The record is from RefSeq and is a predicted model, not a curated record.